This is a messenger RNA of Periconia digitata, 1101 nucleotides long. Lineage: Eukaryota; Fungi; Ascomycota; Dothideomycetes; Pleosporales; Periconiaceae. The record is from the annotation of a GenBank genome assembly.
UCGCGUAUAAGACUCCCAUGUAAGCACCACCGUCUCACGCCCACUAGAGCCCGCAACAACACAGCAUCACAGCAUUACUACGGCAUUACCAAUCAUUUUACUUUCCACCUACUUUCCACUCUUCAAUCUAGCACUAUGCCUUUCGACAUCAACACCACCGAUACUGAGGUGUUGAGCUCUUUCGGCAAGGAGGCUCAAGGCAAGACCUUACUCAUCACUGGCCCUAGCACGGCGGGAAUUGGUAGUAAAGUCGCAGUCUCCCUAGCUACAGCUGGUCCAAAACUGCUCAUUCUCGCGGGUCGAAACAAAUCCAAGAUUACACCGGUGAUCGGGGGGAUAAACAGAGCCAACCCCGGAGUCCAAGUCAAGUUUGUACAACUUGACCUGUUGUCUCAGAAAUCAGUCCAUGAUGCUGUCACACAAGUCAAAGAGGCCACGGAUCACAUCGAUAUUCUUAUCAACAAUGCUGGCGUAAUGGCUCCUCGGAAAUUCCUACUUUCACAGGACGGUGUAGAAAGCCAGUUUGCAGCAAAUUACCUCAGUCAUUUCCUUUUGACGAAUUUGCUGUUGAAAUCCGGCCUUAUUCGGGCAGGGGAUCUUAUUCUGAACAUUGGCAGUCUGGGUUACCAGAUGAGUGACAUUCAGUACGACAACAUCAACUAUUCGAAUGGCGAAUCUUACAAUGGCUGGAAAGCUUACGGACAAGCGAAAUCUGCGCAACUAUUAGGUACGCGCGGUCUCGCGAAUCGCUUGAAAGGCAAGGGUAUCGCAGUGCUCGUGGCGCACCCGGGUGUCACGCUCGAAAGCUCGUUGCUUGCCAACUCUGCUAUUGACCAAGAGUACUUUGGUGAAGCAUAUCUGCUUGCCAUUGAGCGCAAUGACGGGCAGCCGCUUCCUCCACAAAACAUGGUGUCGAUUGAGCAGGCCGCUGGGGUUGUGCUCUACACUGCAUUAAAUCCAGAGCUUCGCAGCAAACCUGCCGCAUUCAUCGUUGAAAAUGGGAUCUACGCUCUGACCAAAGAUUAUGCGAUCAAUGAUGCCGAUGCAGACAAGCUUUGGGAGCUGAGCGAGAGCCUUGUGGGCGAGAGAUUCGAGUUCUAG